GAAUAAAUGUUGAGAUCACUAUUUUUCUCACACAUAUGUAGAUAAAGACGAAAUGGCUGUAUACUCUCGACGUUUCGGUUUGAAUUACUUUCAUGAAGUUUGUCGACCAUCAGUGAUAAAGGCCUUUUAUAAGAAGCAAAUUUCUUAUUAUAACAAAAAAUUUUAUUGUAAGAGUUCUAGGGAUAAAAUACCCCUCAACGAGCCGCUACAUGUGGGGUCACAACCCCAGGGUAUCUCUCCAGUUAUAUUGAAUGGAGAAGCUUACGAAACAAGAAUAACGAUAUUAGAGAAUGGUCUAAAAGUUGCAUCAGAGGAAUCAUUUGGACAGUUCUCAACAGUUGGAGUACUUAUUGAUGCUGGUUCACGCUAUGAAGUUGAUCAUCCUUGUGGUGUUUCCCAUGUCAUUGAGAAAAUGGCUUUUAAGAGUACGGAGCAGUUCAAGUGUAAUGAUGAUAUCCUAAAUGAACUGGAAAAACAUGGAGGAAAUGCUGAUUGUCAAUCAUUUAGAGAUGCCAUAGUGUAUGCUACAUCAACAUUUACAGAAGGCCUUGAAACAGUCAUGAACAUUCUUUCAGAUGGAAUAUUUCGACAAACCAUUGACGAUGAGCUUGUUUCACUGCAAAAAGAGGUGGUUGAAUUUGAACUGGAAAACUUGGAAUUAAGUCCAGAUCCAGAACCACUAUUGACAGACCUAAUUCAUGCUGCAGGUUAUCGUAACAACACUCUAGGUCUUUAUAAGCUUUGUCCUAAAGAAAAUCUAGAGAAGAUAAAUGCAUCAGUCAUAAAAGACUACAUGUCAAAAUAUUUUGAUCCUGCAAGAAUGGUUAUCGCCGCAGUGAAUGUUGAUCACAAUAUAAUUGUUGAUCUUGCAAAGAAAUAUUUUGUUGUAAAUGGGAACACAACAUGGGGAAAUAGUUGUAAAGAACUUGCUGAUAAAUCUACAGCUCAGUUUACUGGAGGAAUAAUUUGUGAUCAUCGUAGUACACCACAGGUCAACAUGGGUCCAACACCUCUACCUGAUUUAGCCCAUGUCUCCUUAGGCUUGGAAAGUGUAUCUUUUAAGGACCCUGAUUUCUUUGCCUUUGCUGUUCUAAAUGCAUUGAUGGGUGGAGGUGGAUCAUUCUCAGCUGGGGGACCUGGGAAAGGGAUGUAUUCAAGAUUAUAUUUAAAUGUGCUCAACCGUUACCAUUGGAUCAAUUCAUGUACAGCAUUUAAUCACAGUUAUAUUGACAGUGGAAUAUUUUGUAUCAACGCUAGCUCCCAUCCAAGUCAGAUUUCCAAUCUUUUCCAAGUCCUUUUGAAUGAAUAUGUUAACUUGACACAAGGAGAAUUUACAGAUGAAGAAGUCUCUCGGGCUAAGAAACAGCUUCAGUCCAUGUUGAUGAUGAACUUGGAGUCACGUAUUGUCAUGUUUGAAGAUAUAGGAAGACAAAUAUUAGGUCUUGGCAUUAGAAAUUCUGCCCAAGAAUUGUAUGAAAAAAUUGAGUUAGUGACAAUCCAAGACAUGAAGAGAAUCUCAGAGAGACUUUUAGAAUCCAAACCAGCAGUUGCUGCCUUUGGAGAUUUGAGAAAAAUGCCAUCACUUCAAGACAUUCAAAAAGCUUUAGUUGGCAAUGGCAAACUGCCUUCAGCCUCGAGAUUUUUCUUAUUUAGAUAGUAAAAUAUAGCUUAGUCUGGGAAAAAUAAUUGUACAAAAUCUUCUUAUGUUUUGUUAUGCCCAAAUACGCUUAGUUUUUAUUGGUUUUUGUAAUGUUUUGGCUUGGGCCUGCUGUGUCGUUCUUAAAGCAUUAUGUCAUAAUAUCGUGGUAUAUCAAAUCGAUAAAAUUAUUGAAAUAUGAAAGUUUCAACCAGAAA
This is a messenger RNA of Xenia sp. Carnegie-2017, 1854 nucleotides long. Its product is annotated as mitochondrial-processing peptidase subunit alpha-like. Lineage: Eukaryota; Metazoa; Cnidaria; Anthozoa; Malacalcyonacea; Xeniidae. Gene Ontology annotation, molecular function: metalloendopeptidase activity; metal ion binding. Bases 53 to 1657 code for a protein of 534 amino acids. Gene Ontology annotation, cellular component: mitochondrion. The record is from RefSeq and is a predicted model, not a curated record. The transcript has 11 exons.